AUGUCGUCGUCAUCUGCUGCCCCUCAAAAACGGAUUAAGGUAAACAAUCCAAUCGUUGAAUUAGAUGGAGAUGAAAUGACUCGUAUCAUUUGGGCAUGGAUUAAAGAAAUGUUAAUCUUUCCGUAUCUUGAUGUCGAUUGCAAAUAUUAUGAUUUGGGUCUUGAAAAUCGUGAUGCAACCGAUGAUCAGGUUACUAUCGAUGCUGCAAAUGCAAUUCUAAAAUAUAAUGUUGGUAUCAAAUGUGCUACAAUCACACCCGAUGAACAACGAGUCACAGAAUUUUCACUUAAAAAAAUGUGGCUUUCACCAAAUGGAACUAUUCGUAAUAUUCUUGGUGGAACAGUUUUUCGUGAACCAAUUAUAUGCAAGACCAUACCAUUAUUAGUUCCUGGUUGGAAAGAACCAAUUGUUAUUGGCCGUCAUGCAUUUGGUGAUCAAUAUCGAUGUCAAGAUAUGGUCGUUAAAAACCCUGGACGUGUUACUCUUACAUAUACUCCAGCAGAUGGUUCGCCACCAACAGAAGUUGAAGUUUUUAAUUUUAAAAAUUCUGGUGGUGUCACAUUGGCUAUGUAUAAUACCGAUGAAUCUAUAACUGGAUUUGCUCAUUCUUGUUUUCAAUAUGCACUUCAAAAAAACUAUCCAUUGUAUUUGUCAACAAAGAAUACUAUUCUUAAAAAAUAUGAUGGUCGUUUUAAAGAUAUUUUUGAAGAAAUCUAUCAGCAAAAUUAUAAGACACAAUUCGAAGACAAGAAGAUUUGGUACGAACAUCGAUUGAUUGAUGAUAUGGUGGCUCAAGCUCUUAAAAGUAGUGGUGGUUUUGUUUGGGCGUGUAAAAAUUAUGAUGGUGAUGUUCAAUCGGAUAUUGUUGCACAAGGUUAUGGUAGUCUUGGUCUUAUGUCGUCUGUACUUAUUUGCCCGGAUGGUAAAACAAUUGAAUCUGAAGCUGCUCAUGGUACUGUAACACGUCACUAUCGAGAACAUCAAAAGGGAAAAGCAACAAGUACAAAUCCAGUAGCUAGUAUAUUUGCAUGGACACGUGGCCUUGAACAUCGUGGUAAACUUGAUGGAAAUGAAGAACUUCAACGUUGGUGUCGUUUAGUUGAAGAAGCUUGUGUUGAAACAGUUGAUUCACAAAAGAUGACGAAAGAUUUAGCUAUUUGCAUUCAUGGCCUUAAAAAUACUAAGGAAGGCAUGUAUUUGAAUACAAGAGAGUUCAUUACUGAAGUAAAAGCAACACUUGAUAAAAAGCUCAAUGCUGCGAAGUAA
Molecule: messenger RNA, 1266 nt
Organism: Rotaria socialis
Lineage: Eukaryota; Metazoa; Rotifera; Eurotatoria; Philodinida; Philodinidae
Source: the annotation of a GenBank genome assembly